CUGAUUGGGUGUCCGUGGUCACGUGUCAGCGUGGUUCUGAUGAGCGGCCAUAUUAGGCCAGUUCAUUCUUUCACGCGACCGGGCUCACGCUGAAGAAUGGCGAGCGCGGCGUGUACCCCGGCCGGGCCGCAGCCGUUGCCCCGCAGCGGCAGCGCGACUCCUCUGAGCCCCGCGCGGAUCUCCAGGCUGCGGGAGAAGGAGGACCUGCAGCAGCUCAACGACCGGCUGGCGGUGUACAUCGACACGGUGCGCGGCCUGGAGACCGAGAACAGCGCGCUGCAGCUGCAGAUCCGCGCGCGCGAGGAGGAGCGUGCACGCGAGAUCUGCGGGGUCAAGACGCUCUACGAGACAGAGCUGGCGGACGCGCGCACGGCGCUGGACCACACGGCGCGGGAGCGCGCGAGGCUGCAGAUCGAGCUGGGCCAGAUCGGGAGCGCGCACGAGCAGCUGCAGCACACAUGUGCUAAGAAGGACGCGGACCUCUCUGGCGCUCAGGCCCGGCUGAAGGAGGUUGAAGCCCUGCUGAACUCUCGAGACGCGGCGCUGAACACUGCGGCGUCCGAGAGGAAGACCCUGGAGAACGCCUUCACAGACCUGCAGAUCCACGUACAGGAGCUGGAGGGCGGGCUGGGCUCGGCUAAGAAGCAGCUGUCGGAUGAAACUCUGCUGCGCGUGGAUCUGGAGAACCGCUGCCAGAGCCUCAUGGAGGAGCUGCACUUCAGGAAGAACAUGUUUGAGGAGGAGAUCAAGGACACGCGCCACAGACACGAGACCCGUCUGGUGGAGGUGGACUCGGGCCGGCAGAUGGAGUUCGACUUUAAACUGGCUCAGGCAUUUGCAGACAUGAGACGGCAACACGACGACCAGAUCAAACUCUACAAGGAGGAGAUGGAGCAGACUUACGUGGCCAAGCUGGAGAACGUGCGUCUGUCGUCCGAGAUGAACAGCUCUUCAGCCAGUUUGGCCCGUGAGGAGCUGCGCGAGUCCACGCUGAGAGUCGAGAGUCUGGCCGCUCAGCUCACUAACCUGCAGAAAGAGGCGCGUGCGUGGCAGGAUCACAUCAGUGAGCUGGAAGCGGCUCUGAGCCGAGAGAAAGACGUGAGCCGCCGGUUACUGGCCGAGAAGGAGCGCGAGAUCGCUGAGAUCAGGGCCAAGAUGCAGCAGCAGCUGGACGACUACGAGCAGCUCCUGGACGUCAAGCUGGCGCUGGACAUGGAGAUCAACGCUUACAGGAAGAUGCUGGAGGGAGAGGAGGAGAGGUUGAAGCUGUCUCCCAGCCCCUCGUCUCGCGUGACGGUGUCGCGGGCGUCCUCCAGCCGCAGUGUUCGCACCACACGCGGGAAGCGGAAGCGUGUGGACAUGGAGGAGUCCGAGGCUAGCAGCAGCGUUCGCAUCGCUCACUCGGCAUCUGCCACUGGAAACAUCUGCAUCGAUGAGCUGGACGUGGACGGGAAGUUCAUGCGCUUGCACAACAACUCUGAGCAGGAUCAACCCAUGGCAGGAUUUCAGCUGAUUCGAACUGUCGGUGAUGUUUCUGCAGUGUAUAAAUUCACUGCUAAAUACACCCUGAAGGCUGGACAGAAAGUGACGAUCUGGGCGUGUGAUGCGGGCGUGAGCUCCAGUCCUCCUGCUGACCUGAUCUGGAAGAGCCAGAGUUCAUGGGGGAGCGGCGAGGACAUUAAAGUGCUUCUGCUGAGCCCAGACGGAGAGGAAGUGGCUGUGAGGAGCACAGUGUUCAACAGCGCAGUGGAGGAGGAAGAGGAGGAGGAGAAGGACGCUGACGUCAUCGAGGAGCGCUUCUUUCACCAGCAGGGAGAUCCACGUGCUGCCAAGAGAGGCUGUUUGGUCAUGUGAUCAACUCUUCAGCCAAUCAGAGCUGCCAGUUUAAGCACCAUAAAGCUUCCUGUGUGAUCGAGU
Messenger RNA from Rhinichthys klamathensis goyatoka, 1917 nucleotides. It is a transcript of the gene lmnb1, whose product is annotated as lamin B1. The record is from RefSeq and is a predicted model, not a curated record. Lineage: Eukaryota; Metazoa; Chordata; Actinopteri; Cypriniformes; Leuciscidae. The coding region runs from base 97 to 1854 and encodes 585 amino acids. The transcript has 12 exons.